Molecule: messenger RNA, 753 nt
Organism: Apaloderma vittatum (bar-tailed trogon)
Lineage: Eukaryota; Metazoa; Chordata; Aves; Trogoniformes; Trogonidae
Gene: GATD1
Product: Parkinson disease 7 domain containing 1
Exons: 7
Source: RefSeq, a predicted model, not a curated record
UCAGGUGUGUCGGCCCAGUCCUUCCUGCACUGCUUCACCCUGACGAGCUCCGCCUUCAACCUCCAAGUGGCGACGCCCGGGGGGAAGCCAAUUGAUUUUGUGGAUGUGAGCGAGAGCAACAUGCGCUGGAUCCAGGACUUCCGGAUGAAGUCGUAUGCCAACCCCGCCAAGUUGGAGUCCAUUGAUGGCGCUCGAUACCACGCGUUGCUGAUUCCGAACUGCCCCGGGGCUAUGACUGACCUUGCCAGCAGCGGGUACCUGGCGAAGAUACUGCAGCACUUCAGCACUGAGAAUAAGCCCAUCUGUGCCGUUGGACACGGAGUCGCAGCGCUGUGUUGUGCCACGAAUGAGGAUAAAUCCUGGGUGUUUCAGGGAUACAGCCUGACCGGGCCCUCUGUGUACGAACUAGUAAGGCAGCCGAAUUUUGCCAGCUUAUCCAUUAUUGUGGAAGAUUUCGUGAAAGAUGCUGGAGCUACGUUUAGUGCCAGCAGUCCAGAUGCUGUACAUGUCGUGCUGGACAGGCACCUGGUGACAGGACAGAAUGAGAAUUCCACUCUUCCGGCAGUCCAGAAUCUUCUUAUUCUUUGCAGUGUCAGCGGGAAAUGAAGGAGCGGGUCUCUUUUGAAAAUAGGAUGGAUGAAGAGCCAGCAGGUUAAGGAUUUUCUUGUCUGUUAACUGGACCAAGCAGCUCUCUCAAUUUCUGUCCUGGACUGUGAAGUGACUGUGACAGUGAAGUGGCGAUGUCGGGUUUUG